Messenger RNA from Knipowitschia caucasica, 849 nucleotides. Lineage: Eukaryota; Metazoa; Chordata; Actinopteri; Gobiiformes; Gobiidae. The record is from the annotation of a GenBank genome assembly.
AUGGGAAACGAGGCCCUUUACAAAACAAACAUCCUCAAAAACUGGAGGAAGUUUCUGAGGCAGGCGAAUAGAGGCAGUGCGUGUCUGGAAGUGGCAUGUACGCUGCUUCAGCGAGGAGGUGAAGAUGACUACUGUGGUGUGUGUUGUUUCCACUUAAGUGGAGAUGAAAAGGUGCAGUGUUUGAAGCCCUCUGCUGUGGCCUCGGUCCGACCCGUCUCCCACUCAGAGCGCUCCAUCGCGGGUAGCACUGCUGCCCGCCUCAUGCUCCUCGAUUCCACAAACAUCACACGGCUGCAGCUUCUUCCUCACAUGAUUCCCAGGAUGAAGACCAGGCUGGGCUGUCUGUCCCACAAGUCGGACUCUUACAGCGACUUCAGCGAGUUCUUGCCUCCCGCCCAUGAGACCACCGCACGCUGUCAGAAGCUGUCCACGGACGAGGUGGUGCGGUGGUCUGACUCAUUCAACGAACUCAUCUCACACAAAUAUGGGCUGGUGGUGUUCCGGACCUUCCUCAAGUCUGAGUUCAGCGAUGAGAACAUAGAGUUCUGGAUGGCCUGUGAGGACUACAAGAAGGUCAAGAACUCUACAAAACUGGCCGCCAAAGCCAACAAGAUCUACAAGGAAUUCAUUGAUGUAAAGGCGCCAAGAGAGAUCAACAUAGACUACCGCACAAGGGAGAGGACCAAGCAGAUCCUUCUGAUGGAGCCCACCCCCACAUGCCUGAAUGAGGUUCAGUCCAAAGUCUUCAGCCUGAUGGAGAAGGACUCUUACCCGCGAUUCCUCCGCUCUAAAAUGUACCAGGACAUCGUGAACCGGGCACAUGCUCGGGGGCAGCGGAGAUCUGUUUAA